Mycena indigotica is the source of this 489-nucleotide messenger RNA. RefSeq names its product Protein transport protein SFT2. The transcript is spliced from 5 exons. Lineage: Eukaryota; Fungi; Basidiomycota; Agaricomycetes; Agaricales; Mycenaceae. The record is from RefSeq and is a predicted model, not a curated record. The coding region runs from base 1 to 489 and encodes 162 amino acids. Gene Ontology annotation, biological process: vesicle-mediated transport. Gene Ontology annotation, cellular component: membrane.
AUGUCCGCGAAUAAGGGCUGGUUCAACCUCGAGUCCGCAGGGUCGGGCAUCCCGGAGACGCAAUUCUUCGAGGGCGACUCGGCGUUCAAGUUUCUUGGGCUGUCUCGCACGACAAGAUUGUACGGCUUUGUCGGAUGUCUGGCGCUGGGAUUUCUCCUGAGCAUCCUAGGCAGCAUCGUGCUUUUCCUUGGGCAAAUAACGCUCUUCGCUUUCUUGUAUGGCCUGGGCACAGUCAUAUCGCUCGCGGGGACGGGUUUCCUCAUCGGCUUCUUCACGCAGCUAAAACUCAUGUUCAAACCCGUGCGUGUUGUGGCCACCAUCGUGAUGCUGGCCUCGAUCGGCAUGGUGUUUGUCGGCGCAUUCGUAUUGGGCAACGAAAUUUUAUGCAUCAUCCUCGUCAUCAUCCAGUUCCUGGCGUAUACUUGGUACAGCUUGUCCUACGUCCCUUACGCACGGACGGCCGUCAAGCGCAUGGUCGGCUUUGGCUAA